CAGCAGUACCUCCUCUUCAGCGGCCCACACAACAGGUGAGACUUGAAGUUUUUUGAAAAAAAAAUUUUGACCAUUUUUAUGGACCACCCUAGCAAGCACGCACACAUUUCACACAACUAGUGGUAGAUGUGUCUUAUGGGCCGAUGCUAAAAACCACAUAGCCACCUUCAGAUUAGCUCCUGUGUUAAUGUUUAGAGGUUCCCCUUAUGUGGACUUUAUUGUCCCCACAAUGCAAGAGGUCCCCAUGAGGUGACUGUCGAAACAGAUCUUUGUCCCCACAAUGUGAUGUAUACCUGCGCACACACACACACACACACACAAAAUCUAAAAUUUGUGUGAGCAGCAACGUUUGAGUAAGACUCAACUCUCAGGCAGUAGUUCUAUUAAAAAUUAUUCUUCACAUGUAUCAGAUGGCUUUUUUUUUUUUUUGGACACUGUGUGAGUCAUCCAUUCAUUUUGGACACACAGAGGAACAACCACCUACUGAUGCCAGACUUGAGGCCAACCUCUCUCUUCUGUUCUCCUCCCAUCUCAUUCUUUCCUACUGGGGGACUCUCAGAUGGAUCUGCAAACGGCAGACUAACCGUCUGAACUGUGGACAGGAACUAACAGGAACCUUUCCCAUCACAAGAAAACUAACCAGCACAUCUGUGAUCACCCCUGCAGCCCCAUUUCUCUCCUAACCAUCUUAUAAAAGACAUAUCAGAUUGGUGCGAUGGCGACUACCAAAAAUACUUCCAGGGGCGCAAAUACGCCGCUAUCCCCUAACCGCAUCACCCGGCUUCAGGAGAAGGAGGACCUGUGCAAUCUCAACGACCGUCUGGCCAUCUACAUUGACAAGGUCCGCUCGCUGGAGGCUGAGAACGCAGGUCUGCGCCUACGCAUCACCGAGUCGGAGACAGAGGUCACCCGGGAGCUGACGGGCCUGAAAGCCGCUUACGAAACGGAACUGGCCGACGCCCGUCAGACUCUGGACUCGGUGGCCAAGGAGCGUGCACGCCUGCAGCUGGAGCUGGGCAAGCUGCGCGAGGAGCACAAGGAGCUGAAAGCCAGGAACACUAAAAAGGAGUCUGAUUUGGCAGCAGCGACGCAGAGGCUGAAAGACCUGGAGGCUUUGCUCAACUCGAAGGAUGCAUCCCUGACGACGGCUCUGGGAGAAAAACGCAACCUUGAGGUGGAAAAUAGGGACCUGAAGGUGCAGGUUGCCAAGCUGGACAGCAGUUUGGCCGAUGCCAAGAAGCAGCUGCAGGAUGAGAUGCUGAGGAGGGUGGAUGGAGAAAAUCGCAUCCAGACCGUGAAAGAGGAGCUGGAGUUUCAGAAAAAUCUCCACUCUGAGGAGCUGAGGGAGAUAAAGCGGCGCCACGAAUCUCGAAUGGUGGAGCUGGAUAACGGCCACCAGCAAGACUUUGAGAGUAAGCUGGCUGAGGCUCUGAUGGAGAUGCGCAAUCAGCAUGAGCUUCAAAUUAAAAUGUACAAGGAGGAGCUUGAGAAGACCUACAAUUCUAAGUUGGAAAGUGCUCGUCAGUCUGCAGACCGCAGCAGCAACCUGGUGGGAGCAGCGCAUGAGGAGCUGCAGCAGACACGUAUCCGCCUGGAAUCUGCAUCCGCUCAGCUCAGUCAGCUGCAAAAACAGCUGGCGGCCUGUGAGGCAAAGGUGAGGGAGCUGGAAGAUGCUCUGUCUCGAGAACGGGACACCACACGCCGCCUGCUAGGACAGAAAGACAGAGAAAUGGCCGAGAUGAGGCAGCAGAUGCAGCAGCAGCUGGAUGAAUAUCAGGAGCUGCUGGAUGUGAAGCUGGCUCUCGACAUGGAAAUCUGCGCCUACAGGAAGCUUCUGGAGGGCGAGGAGCAGAGGCUGCGUCUCUCUCCCAGCCCCCCUUCAACCAGAGUGACAGGAAGUAUGAUCUCUUCAUCUGCAGCAAACUCUCGAUCGGUCCACUGCAGAGCUCAGGGCUCUCCGACAAAGAGGCGUCGCCCCAAUGACACCGACAGCGAGGCGUCUAGCUUUGCUGGGGGCGCCGUGGCCCGAACUCGCAUCACCCAGCAAGCUUCAGCCAGCGGCCGGGUGACUGUGGACGAGGUGGACCUGGACGGGAAAUAUGUCAGACUCAGCAACAAAGCAGAUGAGGACCAGAAUUUGGGGAAUUGGCAGGUGAAGCGGCAGGUUGGAUCUGCUGCACCGAUUACCUUCAAGUUUCCAGCUAAAUUCACUCUGAAGGCAGGUCAGAGGGUGACGAUCUGGGCCUCCAGUGCUGGUGGAACCCACAAUCCUCCAUCUGACUUUGUGUGGAAGACACAGGCAUCCUGGGGCACUGGAGACCUGUUCCGGACCACCCUGAUCAGUGCCAGUGGAGAGGAAAUGGCAAUGAGGAAGGUCACCCGCACACAGUUUGAGGAAGAAGAUGAUGACAUGGUGGCUCACAGCACCUGUGGGGACGGCGAGUACAACCUGCGGAGUCGGACGGUGGUGUGCGGCUCCUGCGGCCUUCCAUCAGACAAAUCCAGCAGCUGUUCUGUGUCCUCGCCAUCCCGCUCCUUCCGCAGCGGUGGCAUCUCCGAUGGCUUACUGCCUCACUCCUAUGUGUUCAGCUCCAGCACACCUCACAAGACCGGCGGGAGAAUGGAGAGCUGUCCAAUCAUGUGA
Thalassophryne amazonica is the source of this 2644-nucleotide messenger RNA. RefSeq names its product lamin-A-like. The record is from RefSeq and is a predicted model, not a curated record. NCBI's taxonomy places the organism in Eukaryota, Metazoa, Chordata, Actinopteri, Batrachoidiformes, Batrachoididae. The transcript has 13 exons. The coding region runs from base 716 to 2644 and encodes 642 amino acids.